GUGGAGCCGCAAGCCACCGGCAUCUUGCUUUUCCUUCCCCCUCCCCCUGUGUGCCCCGCGCCGCUCCUUCUUUCCCUUUUAUUCCCGGCCCCACCCGCCAAAAUGAACAGCUCGGACGAGGAGAAGCAGCUGCAGCUGAUCACCAGUCUGAAGGAGCAAGCAAUAGGCGAAUAUGAAGACCUUAGAGCAGAGAACCAGAAAACAAAGGAGAAGUGUGACAAAAUUAGGCAAGAACGAGAUGAAGCUGUUAAAAAACUGGAAGAAUUUCAGAAAAUUUCUCACAUGGUCAUAGAGGAAGUUAAUUUCAUGCAGAACCAUCUUGAAAUAGAGAAGACUUGUCGAGAAAGUGCUGAAGCUUUGGCAACAAAGCUGAAUAAAGAAAAUAAAACAUUGAAAAGAAUCAGCAUGUUGUACAUGGCCAAGCUGGGGCCAGAUGUAAUAACUGAAGAGAUAAACAUUGAUGAUGAAGAUUCAACUACAGACACAGAUGGUGCUGCCGAGACUUGUGUCUCAGUACAGUGUCAGAAGCAAAUUAAAGAACUUCGAGAUCAAAUUGUAUCCGUUCAGGAGGAAAAGAAGAUAUUAGCCAUUGAGCUGGAAAAUCUCAAGAGCAAACUCGUAGAAGUAAUUGAAGAAGUAAAUAAAGUUAAACAAGAAAAGGCUGUUUUAAAUUCAGAAGUUCUUGAACAGAGAAAAGUCUUAGAAAAAUGCAAUAGAGUGUCCAUGUUAGCUGUAGAAGAGUAUGAGGAGAUGCAAGUAAACCUGGAGCUGGAGAAGGACCUUCGAAAGAAAGCGGAGUCAUUUGCACAAGAGAUGUUCAUUGAGCAAAACAAGCUAAAGAGGCAAAGCCACCUUCUGCUGCAGAACUCCGUCCCUGAUCAGCAGCUUUUGAAAGCUUUAGAUGAAAAUGCAAAACUCACCCAGCUCCUUGAAGAAGAGAGAAUUCAGCAUCAACAAAAGGUCAAAGAAUUAGAAGAGCAACUAGAAAAUGAAACACUCCACAAAGAAAUACACAACCUUAAACAGCAACUGGAGCUUCUAGAAGAAGAUAAAAAGGAAUUGGAAUUGAAAUAUCAGAAUUCCGAAGAGAAAGCCAGAAAUUUAAAGCACUCUGUUGAUGAACUCCAGAAACGAGUGAACCAGUCUGAGAAUUCAGUACCUCCACCACCUCCUCCUCCACCACCACUUCCCCCUCCACCUCCCAAUCCUAUCCGAUCCCUCAUGUCCAUGAUCAGGAAACGAUCCCACCCCAGUGGCAGUGGUGCUAAGAAAGAAAAGGCAACUCAACCAGAAGCAACUGAAGAAGUCACAGAUCUAAAGAGGCAAGCAGUUGAAGAGAUGAUGGAUAGAAUUAAAAAGGGAGUUCAUCUUAGACCCGUUAAUCAGACAGUCAGACCGAAGACAAAGCCAGAAUCUUCUAAAGGCUGCGAAAGUGCAGUGGAUGAACUAAAAGGAAUACUGGGGACACUUAACAAAUCCACUAGUUCAAGAAGCUUAAAAUCCCUUGACCCUGAAAACAGUGAAACUGAGUUAGAAAGGAUUUUGCGUCGCAGAAAGGUGACAGCAGAAGCAGAUAGCAGUAGUCCAACUGGGAUAUUAGCAACCUCAGAGUCCAAAUCCAUGCCAGUGUUGGGUUCUGUAUCCAGUGUAACAAAAACAGCCUUGAACAAGAAAACUCUGGAGGCAGAAUUCAACAGCCCGUCCCCCCCAACACCUGAGCCAGGUGAAGGGCCCCGUAAAUUGGAAGGAUGCACAAGUUCCAAGGUUACGUUUCAAUAAUCUGAAUCAGAAAAUACUGCAACUCCUUCUUCCUUUUGUCUGCCUUUUGUUCUCCAAAAGUAAGUGGAAAUUACAUUUCCAAGAAAGGAAAUGAAAUAAUUGCAGGCCCAAGGUCUGCAAAAUGUGUGUUGAAUUGACAGUGAAAAGGAUCCAUGUGUUGACAGACACAGUUGUUAGAUGCCAUAAAGGCGGAUGUGAAGCUCAAUUUAUUUCUCAUCUUGCUUGUUCAAUGACUGCUUAAGAGACACAUUCCAAUUUAAUUUAUCUACUUAAAGCUCUAAUACAAAUACUGUGGACUGCUGUAUUAACUUUUAAACUUUGUAACCUAAUGCUUGAUUAUUUGGUUCUUGACAUUCUUUAGCUAAAUAAAAUAACUGAUGCUGUGUAUUUUCAUAUUGACAGUAAUUUAUCAAAUAAGAGCACCUUUCUGGAAAAAUCUGUUUCUUAAGUAUAAUUAGACUAUCCAGAUUGAAUCUGAGAAUUCUGUGUAUGUAUAGGGUAAUUAUUUACCCAGACAGGCACACUUCAUUCGUUUAUGUUUAAACCUUUUAAUGACUAAAAGAAGUUUAAUUUAAUGUAGUUACAUGUAAGCUUUAACAGUCUGUAUCAUUUGUCAGAAUCCCCUGAAACUGGCCUAGCUUCCAGGGAUGAGAAGGGUUAUUUUCAGUGCUGUUUCUGGCUGGCUUUGACUAAUAAGUACUCUAUUGUACUAACCACAUUGUCUUACUUUAUAGAUUUGGCCUGUCAAAGCACUUUGAAGUCGGGUCAGCAAUUAAUAAGUAAAAUAUUUCCUUUGCUUCUAAAAACUGUCUUUGCAUUCUAGUAGUUACACUUCUGUUUCGAUCUGUGGCAACACCACCGUUAGUGUUUCAGGUGAGUGGCGCUAUUGGCUUUUGACCUGAAUCAAGGUCAAGGGAGGAUGCCAAUGACACUCGGCUCUAAUACAGACAUUACUGCCCCAACAUAUGUAUGCAUGUGCGCGCGCUCUCUCUCUCUCACACACACACACACCAGCCCCAGCCACUGUAACUUCCCUUCCCCCUCCUCUUUGGCCUCUUUGUCCCAGUACCACUUCACUCUAGGCCCUUUGCUGCCUGUCGUGGUCUUCUCUAAGAGCUGCAUGCCUUACUCCCUCGCCUCCGUGGAUGUGUUGCUCAAAUGUUAUCUUCUUAAUGAGGCCUACCCUGGCCACCUUAUUCAAAAUUGUAACUCCUCUUCCCUUAAGCUCUGAUUCCCCCUUAUCCUAUGUCAUUUCUCCCUAGAGCAGUUAUCACCUUCUAACUUACUAUAUACUUUAUUUAUUAUAUUUAUUGUUUUAUUUUUUCUCUCCCCCACUGGAAUGUAAGCUCCAUGAGGGUAAGAAUUUUUUCCUGUUUUGUCUAUUGGUGUGUCUUACACACAUGGAACGAUUCCUGCCAUAUGGUAGGCUUUCAAUAAAUUCUUUUUGAAUAAAUGAAUGAAUGAGCACAUUUUCAGUAUGAAUAAAACAGUAGAAUAUCAACUACAAUACUCAAUCAGCAUUCUCCCAUUAUUCGACAGUCACAUAGGCACAUGAGCUUGAUAUUAGAGGUUUUUGUUGGUUGGUUGUUUGAUUGAAUUAUUUGGUUUUAACACAUUUUUUUAAAUGCCUGGAAACCGUUUAUAUUCAGCUCAGUCUUGCAUAUCUUUUUUGCCAUUGUACCUACUCCAAAUUAAGUUACCAGAGACAACAGAAUACCCAGUUGUAAAAGAAAGAUUCAGCUGUGCUCACUUGAUUGGCCUCAGAUGGGACAGGAAAGUUUUGAAAACUGCCAAGAAAUGUUUUAAGUGUGUAAAGGUAGAGACAAAGAUGUUUUCUGCGUAAGAUCUUCACUUAACCAGAAAAUUAAAUAACCUCACACUAUACCUAGAAAGUUUUUUUUCUUUUAAUAAAUUCCUAAAAUCAACAUAUGUAUAGAUUCCAUAUAAUUGAGUAACUCCUCUCUGGUAAAUUAUAAAGUCAAAGAUAUACUGAUUUAUUUCCUAGGGUCCUAUAAGAAGGCAAGAAACACUUUUAAUGCUUAAUUAUAAGGAUUAAUUAAAAUAAAUGUUCUUGUCACCAAGAUACGCAAAGCAAGGGUUUUUUUUGUUUU
This is a messenger RNA of Chlorocebus sabaeus (green monkey), 3890 nucleotides long. RefSeq names its product shootin 1 (gene SHTN1). The record is from RefSeq and is a predicted model, not a curated record. Gene Ontology annotation, biological process: positive regulation of neuron migration; neuron projection morphogenesis. Gene Ontology annotation, cellular component: cytoplasm; cell leading edge; axonal growth cone. NCBI's taxonomy places the organism in Eukaryota, Metazoa, Chordata, Mammalia, Primates, Cercopithecidae.